Messenger RNA from Symbiodinium sp. CCMP2592, 1596 nucleotides. NCBI's taxonomy places the organism in Eukaryota, Dinophyceae, Suessiales, Symbiodiniaceae. The record is from the annotation of a GenBank genome assembly.
AUGGCUCCCACGCCUGGCACUCUCCGGCCGGGUGCCGGAUUCUGCCUUCAGGCCAAGAGCAGUGGCACCCCACCUGGCCGAUGGUUCCUGAACAUGACCAUGCACAAGCUCGUUGAAAUGCCUCGGGCCUACAGUGGCCAAAAGGUCACCAAGGAGUGGAUUUUGGCGCAUGGCAUCGCGAACCUGCAGGUGCCCUUUGACAUGGGCUCUUUCCGAAAGGUGAAGGGCGAGCGCGCCGAGGGUGCGCGGCACACAACGUGGUGCAUCGAUGUCGUCUUUAAUCCUCUGAUCGUGCAGCUCUUCAUUGACGACGGCUUCUGCAACGCCAUGGAGUCGUUUCGGCCCUUUGUCAUCGGCCUCACCUUGAAGAGGAUAGAGGAAAGCCUUAAUGUGAAGUUGGUGGCAUCGUCCAUCAAGUUGAUCAAAGAGUUUAGAUAUAAAGAUGGCGAAGAGGGCGGCAACAGCGUGCCACGGGAGUUCCGAGAGCUACCUGACGACCAGGAUUGCUUCGACGAGGAGCUUCCAAAAGCUGAGCCUCCGUCAGAAGAGCCUCCAGCCGUUCUCAUCGAGGACAUCACGCCUGGAUACAGCAAGCCGCCAGUGCUGAAGAAGGGCUUCCUUAAGAGCGGCAAGGCUGAUCUCUACGGACCCGAAGGAUCCAAAGAGGGCGUUCUGCCAGAGAAUGCCGGCGACCCGCUCGGCUACAUACCGAAAGGACUCCGGAAGCAGUGUAAGAUCGUCGACACAGGGAGCCCUGAAUAUCAGGCGCAACAGAAGGAAAGAGAAGCGGCAGAGGAGAACAAUCGAAUGCAGCAGGAGUUCCGCGACUCGAUCCUCGGCGAUCUGGACAAGUGGACGAAGAAAGCUGAGAAAGACCGUUGGGAAGCAGACCUUCCCGAUGGCACGGAGCCAAUGUCAACAGCGAAGUACAACAACGACUACUCAAGGUUCGACAGCAUUGUCGAGGAGCCCGAGAAGCAAGAGCUUGAAAAGAGAGACUACUACUUCGAUCAGAAGGGUGUGCCGCAGAAGUUCGACGCCAAGCCGCAGAAAAGUGGCACAGAUGCGGAUGUGGCACAGGUUCUGCAGAAGGGCUUCCUCGAGAACGCAAAGAAAGCCCUGUAUCCGAAAGGAUCCGAGCAGGCGCCCACAGCGCCGAAUGCAAGCAAACUCGAGGACAUUGAGCAGCUGGCGAAGCUCAGUGAAGGGGAGCUGAUGGAGAGGAUAGCAGACAUGUCGCCGGACGAAAAGUCCAUGAUGGAUGACCUGCGAUCCUUGAUCGAGAACAAGGUGACAGCAGCUACAGCGUCUCCGAGUGAGCCGUCCAGGCCAAAGGAGCCCGAGCGACAGGCAGCAGAGCACUCUCUCACCGAGGGGGAGGGAUCGUUUCUGCUGGCCAUCUCCGUGCCGGAGUUAGAGUCGAUGAAGGGCGUGGACCUGGACGUGACAAAGGAGGCCGCGACGGUGGUCUUCCCAGCCUCGGCAAAUCUGCGACCUCUGCAGGUGAAGCUCCCGAAAGCAGUCUUGCCGUCGCAGGUGCGGGCCAAGUUCUCUCGGAAGACGCACCAGAUCAAUGUGACGAUGCCAACCGAGUGA